This is a messenger RNA of Naegleria fowleri, 438 nucleotides long. RefSeq lists its product as uncharacterized. Lineage: Eukaryota; Heterolobosea; Eutetramitea; Acrasida; Naegleriidae. The record is from RefSeq and is a predicted model, not a curated record. Bases 1 to 438 code for a protein of 145 amino acids. The transcript has a single exon.
AUGAAACCCUCUGAAAACCAUGUAUCCGAGAUCGAGGAUUUGGUAACUUAUGGAUUAUUGACAGAAAAGAAAUUUGUUCGCGUGAUUGGAAUUAAGGCGUUUUUUCCAGAAAAACAACUAUCUGUCAGUUCUGAUUUUUCAAAAGGCGAUAAGCUGGUUAUUGGUUGGCACAAAACAACAGACACAUUAUUGAAAACAACCAUUACACUGAAAGAGUAUCUUUUCGAAAUAAGUACCAUGACGGGUCAAAAUAAUAUUCCAAAAGAUAUUUUCUUAGGUGUGAUUGUUCAUUCCUCUCAACCAGUUUUUGUUAAGAUUUUCCAUACGGAUAGACCCAAACUACCCUUCGGUAAUAUAUUUCUUCCGAUUGAAAAAGUGGAAAAGAAGGCCUUGCCCUCAAUACAUGGAGAUAUCACUCCAAGGAAAGGAAUUGAAUAG